Molecule: messenger RNA, 4302 nt
Organism: Aureococcus anophagefferens
Lineage: Eukaryota; Pelagophyceae; Pelagomonadales; Pelagomonadaceae
Exons: 2
Coding region: 1-4302 (1433 amino acids)
Molecular function (GO): protein binding
Source: RefSeq, a predicted model, not a curated record
AUGGCGUCGACGAAGGUCAUGGUGCGCGACAAGGUCGCCGCGGAGCGCGGGGGGCAGCUCCUGACGCUCGACGGCGCCAUGGCCCACGCCCUGACCCUGAACCUGAGCGACCGGAACCUGAGCGACGGCGACUGCAAGCACAUGGCAUCGACACUCCUCGACGAGCUCCGGCGGCGCUUCCAGGAGGUGACCCUCAUGCGGAACCGGUCCGCGCUCCUCGAGGUGAACAUCAAGCUCCAGGACAACGCCAUCGGCGACCGGGGCUGCUCCGCGCUCGUCACCACGCUGCUGCUCACGUCGGGCAUCGCGCGGAUCAAGAGCCUCCUCCUCCACAACAACCGCAUCUCCGACGAGGGCGCCCUGCGCGUCGCGGAGCUGCUCGAGAAGGCGAAGCACCCCGUCGGCGAGGUGCGCCUCGGCGGGAACCCGGCCGUGACGGGCCGCGGCGCGCGCGCGGUCCUCGACGCGGCGCGGCGGCGCGACACGUUCGCGUCGCUGCCGCGGGGCCCCGCGUCGCAGGCGCCGGCCUCCGGCGGCGCCAGCGCCCGGGGCUACGCCGCCGGCGCGCGCUUCUCCCGGCCGAACCCGCACCGGCCCCUGUUCCGGGGCGACGGCGCGCGGCUGUGGCUCCGCGUCGCGGAAUUGGACCCGCCGCUCCGGGACGACGAGCUGGCGAACCUCGCCGAGCGCAUCGUCGAGGAGGUCACGAAGAAGCGGGAGACGGCGCGCCUGCCGACGACGGGCACGCUCUUCGAGCUGCGCCUGGACCUCCAGGGCGGCGACGUCGCGGACGACGGCGUCCGCGGCCUCGUCGACGCGCUCGCGUCGCUCCGCGACGUCGCCUACGUGCGCGACCUGCGGCUCUACAAGAACCGCGUCGGCGACGGCGGCGCGGCGGCCCUCGCGGAGCUGCUGCAGACCCAGCGCAAGCCCAUGGAGGAGCUCCACCUCAGCGACAAUCGCGUCACGGACCGCGGCGUCGCGACGCUCCUCGAGGCGGCCCACGCCGUCUACCCCGUCGGCGGCGACGCGCGGCGCCGGGGCUGGCCGCUCUGGCUGAACCUGGAGCGCAACGGCGUCCGCGACGCGCGGCGGUGCCUCGCGGACGCCGCGAAGCGCCUGCGGUGCGGCGUCUGCCUCGCCGAGAAGCGCGCGUGCCGGCGCGACGUCUGCGCCGGGGCCUCCGGCGUCGCGACGGCGGUCCACAUGCGCGGCUUCCUGAACCAGGACGCGGCGCCGCGGCUCUGGGACCCGGAGGACGACGCGCCGCCGCCGCCGCGGCGGCCCGCGCGCGACGCGGCGCCGCCGCCGCCGCGCGCGGACCCGGGCCCGCCGCCGCGGCCGCGCAUGGCGCCGCGGGGCGGCCAGCUGCUGGCGCCCGACGGCGCCGGCGGCGUCGUGCUCCGCCUCGUCGGCGAGUCGCCGCCGCUCCGCGACGAGGACGCCAUCUCCGUCGCGCUGUCGAUCACCGUCGAGGUCCGCGAGCGCGCGGCGGGUUUCGGCGAGCCCCUGGCCAUGGCCAUCCACCUCGACGACAACGCGUUGGGCGACUACGGCGCCAUCGCCAUCGCCGGCGCGCUCCUGGACGUGUCGACGCUCGUCCGGGUCACGAAGCUGUCGCUCGCGCGGAACCGCAUCGGCGACCAGGGCGCGCGCGGCGUCGCGGACCUCGUCGAGAGCCUCGACGAGCCCAUCGCCGACGUCGACCUGUCGCACAACCGGCUCACGAAGUGCGACACCCUCGUCACGGCGGCCGCGGGCCGCUACCCGGCGCCGGGGAGAACCGGGAAGCGAAGGCCGCUCAAGCUCCGCGUGUCGCACAACCUCAUCCCCCUCGACGACCUCCACCGCACGAUCCACCUCGCGAAGAAGCUCGGGCUGCCCCUCUGCUUCGAGGAGAAGUUCGCCGGCGCGCCGCCGGGCUGCGCGCUCCACCUCGCCGACUUCAUGACGCAGGCCGACGACCCCUCGGCGCUCGAGCCGCGCGGCCGGCCGCCCGCGAAGCCGCCGGCGCCCAAGCCCGCGCCGCAAAAGCCCGCGCCGCAAAAGCCCGCGCCGGCGCCGAAGAAGCCCGCCGAGCCCACGUCCGUGCUCGCGCGGAAGAAGAAGCCCGCGCCGCCGCCGGAGCCCGUGGACGACGGGCCCGGCGACGACGAGACCGACGAGGAGAAGGCCCUCGAGGCCCAGAUCGCGGCCCUCCAGUCCCAGCUCGCCCAGAAGAAGCGGGCCAAGAGCCCCGCGCCGCCGAAGCGGGCCAAGAGCCCCGCGCCGCCGAAGCGCGACGCGGCGCCGCCGCGCGCGCGGACGCCGCCGCGGGCCGCGAGCCCGCCGCCGCGGCCCGCGACGCCCGACGACGACGACGACGUGCCCGGCGCCGAGCCGCUCGUCGCGGACGCGGCGCCGCUCCUCGGCCGCAUCGCCGCGGGCCGCGGCGUCGCGGACGCCGCCGCGGCGCCGCAAAAGCCCAAGGCCGCGCCCAAGGCCGCGCCCAAGCCCAAGCCGCCCGGGUCCGGCCCCCUCGUCGGCGCGUCCAUGCGCACCUACGGCUACAGCGAGAAGCACGCCAAGUGGAUCGAGGGCGCGUUCCUCCGGUGCGAAAAGCGCGCGCCGCUCGGCGCCGACGGCGAGAGCUGGGUGCUCUUCGAGCCGUCGGACGUCUACAAGUACGGCCUCCGCGGGUCCCUCCAGCCCGCGGAGCAGCGGAGCCUGCAGGACCGCAUGCUCCGCAAGGGCUGCGUGUCCAUCGUCACCGUCGCGCCGCGGAAAGAUUCGACGGCCGUGUCCGUCCUCGCGUGUCUGGAGUCGCUCCAGGACUACUCCCAGGAGCAGAUCCGCGCCAUCCUCGACGCCUGCAUGGACGACGUGCUGGAGUACCGCGCGGCCAAGGGCAAGAAGCCCAAGGAUGCCGACGCGCGCGCGGCCGUCGCGUCCGAGGACGCGCGCGAACCGGCCGCGGACGACUUCGAGCGGUCCAAGGAGGACCUCGAGCAGGCCGUCGCGGCGGAGAAGAAGAAGAAGCCCAAGAAGAAGAAGCCCAAGAAGGCGCCGGCGCCGCCCGCGGACGCGGCGGCGCCGUCGGCGACGCGCGACGACGCGCCCGCGCCCGAGAAGGAGCCCGAGGCGCCCGCGGAAACGGAGCCGCCCGCGAAGGCGCCGGCGCCCGUCGUCAAGGCGCCGGCGCCCGUCGUCAAGGCGCCGGCGCCCGUCGCGAAGGCGCCGGAGCCGAAGCGCGAGAGCGCCGUCGAGCUGCAGAAGCGCGUCGAGCGCGAGCGGCUCGAGUCCACGCUCGAAAAGGCCCGGGCGCUCGAGGAGGCGGCCGCGGCGUCCGCGGCGCGCGACGCCGAGACGGCGGCCAGGGUCGGCUGCGCGUCGCUCGUCGCGUCCCUCGACGCGCUCGGCCGCGACGAGUGGGACUACGUCGUCGGCUCCGUCGACGGCGGCGACGGCGACAACGUGUCCACGGUGCUCGACGCGUUCCUGCCCGCCUUCAAGGAGCUCGGCGACGCCGCGCUCCAGGGCGCCGCCGUCGCCUGCGUGCUCGACGGCGCCAAGGCGGGCCCCGCGGGCGACCUCGCGGAUUUCGUGGCCGCGGCGCGCGCCGCCGUGCCCGAGCUCCGCGACGACGCGGGCAGCGACCCCGAGGAGGCGCACCCGGACCCCGGCGGCGAGGGCGACGACGACGACGAGCAGACGCCCAUGGCGCCCCACGUGCUCCGCAAGUGGGCCAGGGUCGUCGCGAAGGCGAAGCGCCGCGAGUCGAACAAGGCCUUCGAGGCGCCCGCCGCGCUCGCGGCCGUCGUCCUGCACCGCCGCGCGGCCGCCGCGGCGCGCAGAGCCGCCGUCGUGGCGCUGCUCCGGGGCGCCACGGUGCAGGACCUCGGCGACGACGACUUCGCGGCGGCCUGGGAGCUCAAGGGCCGCGACGCCAGGGCCGCGGCCGAGUGGCUCGCGGCGCGCAGUGGCACCGCGGAGAUGACGCGCGCGGCCCUCCGCAAGGCCCCCGCCAAGCGCGUGAGCGCCGAGGACGCCGCCAAGGCGAAGCGCAAGAAGGACCGCGAGGACGCGCGGCUCCGGGAGCAGCUCCUCGAGCGCUACGGGUCGCGGCCGUCGAACGGCGGCUGGAAGAGCUCGAUCCGGUCGCCGAACAUCGUCUACGGCAAGGAGAGCUCCAAGAUCCGCUACUUCGAGGGCAAGGUCGUGUCGACGUCCGGCCAGAAGGAGGUCAUCAUCAAGGACGACAGCGACGCGACGAAGGUGCCCCAGGUCGUCAAGAAGAACGGCACGGUCCGCGCGGCCAAGUAG